Messenger RNA from Babesia ovata, 2673 nucleotides. RefSeq names its product SET domain-containing protein. Gene Ontology annotation, cellular component: chromatin; nucleus. Gene Ontology annotation, biological process: regulation of DNA-templated transcription. Gene Ontology annotation, molecular function: histone H3K36 methyltransferase activity; protein binding. Bases 1 to 2673 code for a protein of 890 amino acids. The transcript is spliced from 4 exons. The record is from RefSeq and is a predicted model, not a curated record. Lineage: Eukaryota; Apicomplexa; Aconoidasida; Piroplasmida; Babesiidae.
AUGCGUGAAUCCGGUGUGUGCGUAAAGUACCCCUUGGAGGAGGCGACAAACGUGACGCGCUACUCGUGGUUCGAGCGCAGCAACCUCGUUGCGUACGAGCCAGGUAUGCGCCGUCGAUUGUCGCAGGAUUCCUCCAUGUUGCAAUCUGCGGGAGAUGUGCAUAACGAGAAUGCUCCCAAUCUCCAAAACGACGGGAUAGGCUUGUCUCCGGGCCCCUCCGCCACCCAGCGCGAGGAGAGCUCUGCGGUCAACGGCGCCGGCUCGAGGGGCGGGUACCGCGUGGAAGGUAACGGAGAAAGAGACGGUCAGUUGGAUCAGAACGCUACGAGUUCGAAACUUCCCACCGUUUUGGUGGAACACCGGUGGUCGUUCCUCUUCUCGCGGUCCUCGCGUACGGGCAAGUCUCCUUCGGCCCCUUUGUUCGAAAAGAAAGCCAGUGACUCUGGCACGCCAGGCGCAAAAGCGACCGAUGUUGCGCCGCUGAGACCCUUAGGCAAGCCCAAUAAGCAGACCGGAAAUGAAGAAGAUCCGUCCUCUGCGGAUGACGAUAGCGACUCUUCCAAACACAAGGUUACCACAGUGCAGGCAGCAUUCAAUUCGCCUGGGUUCGGCGGCCGUUCUUCCGUUCUGAGAUGUCUUGUAAUGGACCUGGAGCUGCGUUUUGUCGCCCGAACGCAGAUGAAUUACUCAUUCCACCUGUCUGCAAUAUCUGAGCGCGUGGUUCACGAGGGGGUGUACCACAUCGUUAAUUUCACUCGCGGGUGGAACCCGGUGAUCACAAAUGAGCCCAUUGACAUGGACUGCGUGUUACGAUUGCUGCAGGUACUAGAUGAUGUUGUAAGGGACUCUGUGAUGGAGAAGCAAGAGCAAUCCGAAGGCACAGCGGACAAGGAGCAGGAUGAGCCGGCACGCAAAUUCCAGAAGGUUGCCGGGGACUCCGCCUUCGAAUCACACGCGCGUUCAGCUAGCGUGUCUGGAAAUGUUGCCGCCCAAAACUCAAGCGCGGAUAGGGACGGAGAAGGGCGAAGUACUAUGCACAUAGGAGCGGAGCCGUUGUCAAACACUAUACCUACAGAUGCCACACGCACUGAUACCCCGAAGCCGUCUACGCUGGGGUCCGUAUUUUUGUCGCUGUCAUCGGCCCGCGGCAGGUUGUUGCAAGGAAGUCGCGCUGCUGCGUCCGGGCAAUUUGAUGCUGAGGACCGUCUUUUCGCUUUGAUCAGAAGGUCGUCGGGGGUGGAUUGCUCCGAUGCGCUCAUAUCCGGCGUCGUGGACUCUCUUAUAUGCGCUUACACCAACGAGGGCGGUGUAAAAGGGACGGGUGGCUUCGUCCGACGCCACGUCCGUGUUGAAAGGAGAUUAGUCCAGUUCGAACAACCACCACGCCCGCUUUCCUCUGAUGCGGAUGGCGGUCAUCCGGCAGCGUACUGCGACGGCUCAGAGGCUGUUGAACGUAUGUGUCUCUGCUGCUCGAAGUACGCAGUGUGCCCAACAGUGUUCAACGAGUACAUCAUCUUCGGAGGCACCCCGGCGAUUCCCCCGGAUAUGGAGCUAGGUCUCUGGAUCUUUGACUCCCCUUUCACACGCGUAAAGAUGCGCGACGUGCCCGUUGUCUACCACCAGCAAGUGCAGUAUUCCACCAAGAAAUACAUCACCGUCGCGGAUUUGAACGAUGCUAUCCUGUCUACUCGCGUACUGAACUUAAGAAUGGAGUUCUGCGGUCGCGGAGACUGGGUUUUUGAUGACGGUACUCUCCCGUUGAACGAAACCGACAAGGCUCGUACCAUCUACGGCAAGGUCGUGUCGGCUGACGACCUGAUGCAGCUAGAAUUUUCCGGAACUGUGAACCAAAUCGCCAAGAAAUUCUUCGUUUUACAAAAGGCCUUCCUGUCUACAGGCAAGGAAGGAACAUCGCGCCUCAUCUUCAUGGACCCAUACGCCAACAUCGACGCCAGCAUCUGCGACGACAAGGAUUACGUCGACCACCUCAUCGACUUGCUGACUGUAAUGUACAAGGAGAGCCCUGGCAACUUUUUAGCGUCGUGCAACGGCUACUACUAUCACGAGGACGGCUUCCUGCCCGAGAGCAUUGACGUGCAGAGGCUGCGUAACACACUUUUCAACCUCGAAAGCAGCCACUACCGCACGGCCAUGUUGGCCGACAUUGUGUCGGACCAGAAGCACGUGCUCGGUCUGUCUCAGAAGAUGCCGUUCUUGACCAAGUGCAAGCGGGUGAUGAUCGGCAAGUCACGCAUUCACGGCUACGGGCUGUUCGCUGUCGACAACAUCAACAAGGGCGACCUCAUUUUGGAAUACGCUGGUGUGGUCAUCUCCGACCACAUGGCGGACAUCCGCGAAACCAUAUACGACCGGUUGCUAUGCGGCAGCAUCUACAUGUUCAGGCUGGACCUGAACCACAUCAUCGACUCUACGUUCUACGGCAACUGCGCGCGCUUCAUCAACCACUCAUGCGACCCCAACACCGCGACUACCAACUUCAGCUACAUCGACGAGGACGGUUUCGGCGCCCACGUCGGCAUAUACGCGUCGAAGGUGAUCCCGGCUGGAGAGGAGAUUUACUACAAUUACCGACUGUCUGCAGGCUCGGCCAACCGCGAGGUGUGCCACUGCGGUUCCUAUAUGUGCACGGGAUACAUGUCGCUCGUCAAGUAA